AUGACUGUUGAUGCUGAAGGGAAUAAGAUAGUUGUUUGUGACAAUGGUACAGGAUUUGUAAAAUGUGGAUACGCUGGAGCCACCUUCCCCGAAUUUAUUUUCCCAUCACUCAUAGGGAGACCAAUAUUGCGCGCAACUUCUCGCGUGGGCAAUUUGGAAGUUCAGGAUCUUAUGAUAGGUGAUGAAGCAAGUGAAUUAAGACAAAUGUUGGAAUUAAGUUAUCCACUGGAGAACGGCAUUGUUAGAAAUUGGGACGAUAUGAUCCAUUUAUAUGAUUACAUAUUCGGUCCAAAAAAGAUGAACAUUGAUCCCAAACAUGCAAAGAUUUUGUUAACAGAGCCUCCUCUCAAUCCAUUGCGUAACAGAGAGAAAAUGGUCGAAGUUAUGUUUGAAAAAUAUGGCUUUAAUGCACUAUUCAUUGCCAUCCAAGCGACAUUGACUCUUUACGCCCAAGGUCUCAUGACUGGGGUUGUCGUUGAUUCGGGUGACGGCGUUACUCACAUAUGCCCAGUUUACGAUGGACUCUCUUUGCCGCAUUUAACAAGACGUUUGAACGUCGCCGGUCGCGACAUAACACGCUACCUUAUUAAACUCUUGUUACUGCGUGGUUAUGCAUUCAAUCAAACAGCAGAUUUUGAAACAAUCCGCCAAAUGAAAGAGAAGUUAUGUUAUGUGGCGUACGACGUGGAGCAGGAGCAAAAUCUAGCUCUAGAUACAACAGUUUUGGUGAAAAAAUACACGUUACCUGAUGGACGUGUUAUCAAAGUAGGUGGUGAGCUAUUCGGUGCACCAGAAGCUCUCUUUCAGCCUCAUCUAAUCGAUCGUGAAGGUGUCGGUAUAUCAGAAUUAUUAUUUAAUACAAUCCAAGCUGCUGAUAUUGAUACAAGACCAGCAUUCUACAAGCAUAUAGUAUUAAGUGGUGGGAGUACAAUGUAUCCUGGUUUGCCAAGUCGUCUUGAACGUGAAAUUAAACAGUUAUAUUUACAAAAUGUACUGAAAGGUGAUACAGAAAGAUUUGCAAAAUUCAAGAUGUGCAUCGAAGCCCCACCUCAAAGGAAACAUAUGGUAUUUAUAGGUGGAUCAGUGUUGGCGAAUAUUAUGAAAAAUGACCGACGUACCACAUGGUUAACUCGUGCUGAAUACGAAGAAAAAGGCUUAAAAAUAUUAGAAAGACUAAACUACUAUAAAUAA
Molecule: messenger RNA, 1191 nt
Organism: Schistosoma guineensis
Lineage: Eukaryota; Metazoa; Platyhelminthes; Trematoda; Strigeidida; Schistosomatidae
Source: the annotation of a GenBank genome assembly